This is a messenger RNA of Colossoma macropomum (tambaqui), 3931 nucleotides long. RefSeq names its product WD repeat domain 25 (gene wdr25). The record is from RefSeq and is a predicted model, not a curated record. The coding region runs from base 288 to 1703 and encodes 471 amino acids. The transcript is spliced from 6 exons. NCBI's taxonomy places the organism in Eukaryota, Metazoa, Chordata, Actinopteri, Characiformes, Serrasalmidae. Gene Ontology annotation, molecular function: protein binding.
GUGAAAGAAGAAGCGUAGUGACAUGCCUCUUCCUCAGGACAAAAAACCCAGCUUAUUCUAACAAUAAACGAACGCAGAAGUUAGCAGUCAAUGGACCUGAAAUGUUCUGUACGUAGACAAAGCUUUUAGUGAAACGGCGGAAGUUACCGGACUAAUCAAAUAUAAAAUACAUAUUCCUUUAGUCAUGCAUCGUACGUACUAAUUUAGCUUUUUGUGUGUGGGCGCAAAGCCACCAUGAUGCGGAAUACGUUUUGGUUGUGAAAAUCUGUUAGAAACACAGUCGUGGCAUGAAAUCAUUAGUGGAUUAUGAUGAUUCUGACAGCGAGGAGCCCUUUCCUGGAAAGAGUGGCAUCGUGCUUGAGAGAGAAGAGGAAAGGCGGUGGCGCACAAGUUUUACAUCAAAUUCCGACCUCCACUACGACAGGGAUCAAACAGAAUGCUAUACACCACCCUCAUGUCGUCCUACAGAACUUGCCUCUUCGAACUGGCAUCCUCAAAGAACAUCUGAAUAUACCCAACAACCAAUAAACCCUCCUUUUCCAGCAGUACAAAAUUCAGUGGCUAGGAGUGCAGAAAGACCUCAGCCCACCUCAGACCUCAGUCUGAGACCGUACGUGUCAAAGAGACAGAAACUGACCACACGGGCUGCGUCAGCAGAGCUAAAUAAUGCAAGUUCAUUUAACUUAAAGGCCACAAACUUGCAUCUUCUCUCAGAGGUGUCUGAGAGGAUACGUCCGUUCCUAGGCAGGAAAGACAGAAGAACAGGGUUGCCUAGAUAUGUCCAGCACCACCUUCAGGCCCACCAGGGUCCAGUCAAUACAGUGCAGUGGUGCCCAGUGCCUCAUCUCAGCCAUCUGCUGCUCUCUGCCUCCAUGGACAAGACUUUCAAGGUUUGGGACGGUGCAGCCAGUGGGCGGUGCCUUCGCACUUGUUCUGUACACUCUGGGGCUGUUCGAGAUGUUUGUUGGCUGCCAUGUGGACGACGCCUCUUAUCUGGCUCCUUUGAUAACAUGGCUGCCAUGACAGAUGUGGAGACAGGUCAGGUUGUUGCCAAGGUGGAGAACCAAUUUAAGGUGACUUGUCUUGCCUUUCAACCAUUGGAUCCCAGUAUUUUCCUAUGUGGUGGGUUCAGUUCUGAGGUCAAAGCAUGGGAUUCCCGAUCCUGCAAGGUGGUCAGCGUAUAUAGGGCUGGGAUUCAGCAGACACUGGACAUCUUAUUUCUGAGUGAAGGGAAAGAAUUUGUGACCAGCAGUGACGCAGUCAGUCGAGACUCUGCUGAUCGGACCCUUAUUGCUUGGGACUUUAGGACUACUGCCAAAGUCUCCAACCAGAUAUUCCAUGAGAGAUACACCUGCCCUAGUUUGGCCCUGCACCCUCAGGAGGACUCCUUUGUUGCUCAAACCAAUGGAAACUACAUUGCAAUCUUUUCAGCCCAGAAGCCAUAUCACAUGAACAAGAGGAGGCGAUUUGAAGGACACAAGGUGGAAGGUUAUGCUGUGCGGUGUGAGAUGUCCUCAGAUGGAACCAUGCUAGCUUCGGGUUGUUCUACAGGCUCCAUGCACUUCUAUGAUUGUCAGAGUGCACACAGCUUGCUCACACUUCACGCUCAUCAGCAGGCCUGUGUGUGUGUGUCUUUGCACCCUGUACUACCUGCUGUGGUUGCCACAUGCGAUUGGGGAGGAGAGAUCAAAAUAUGGAACUAAGGAUAUCAUUUCCAUUUGUUGCAGAGGACAAUUCCAAGAUUGUAUUUCAAAGAUAAAUUUUUUUUAGCUGUCUUUGACUAUUUGUUAACAUAUAGAGUAUAUAUAAAGCAGUAUAAGCAUUUAAAGAUGUCAUGCAUCAAAGUAAACUUUAUUAACAUAAACCUCUCAAUGUACUUCUCAUUUACUUACAAAAAGGCAGCAGUAGAGUUGGUGCAAUAUAGAUUUAACGUAUAUAAUAUAUUUAUACAAACUUAUAAAAUGAUUAAUGAAGAGCAGUUUUAUUAUGCAAUGCAAAGUUAGCAUAUAGUGUUUGUGUGGUUUAUUCAUUUUUAAAACCAUUCUAGGUUUUGUCAGACUAUAGCCUACCUUGUCAGCGUAAUAUUGCUGUGUUAGAUCAGUUCAGUGUCUUGGUUAAAGGCACCAGUUGAAUUCAUAUUUCAGUAGAUGCAUCAUCUGAGUUAAUAUUUGUUAUUAACUGCUGUUAUUAUAAAAGAAAAAAAUUUUGUGAAUGUUGUUAUAGUAUUGUACACACCAUGUAUAUAUCUGUGUACAUUGUGUAAGUCCUAUGUGCAAACCUGAAUGUUAUUAUCAGGUAUGGAUUGGGCAUCACAUUAAAAUGAGUUCCUUAUUCAUAUUUAUUCAUUACAGGAACAUACAGCAAAAUUUAGAAACUUGCAUCAAGCAAACAACUGACCUGUUCUUUCAAGACUCUGAGGUAGAACAGAGAAACAACAUCCAACAUAACAAAGAGAACACCAGUCUUGUAGUAGGAAACAUAAAUAAUUUUAAAGAAAGUUAACAGUGACCAAGAACUUUUUAACCUAAAAGAAAAUUUUAACCUAAAAAUUAGAUUUCUCAUUAAAAAAAUCUUCUUUUUGGGCAUUUUUCACAUACUGAAUUAAUUUCCACCUAAAACCAUAUGUCAUACUAAAUAAUGAAUAAAAGGUAGUGAGGUCCCGUCUAAUUCCCAGUGACUGCUGGGAUAUGCUUCAGCACCUGCCGCAACCCAGGAGGAUAAGGGCCGUGUGUGUGAGUUUUUCUAAACGAUAUAUACAUAUACAUAUUGCCCUGCAUUAUUUCAAAAUCUAAAAUAUUUAAAAAGUUUUGUUUGCAUACAUGGUCAGCAAAUAUGUAAAUGCAGAGUAUGAAUUUCAAUCUUUCAAUGAAAGUCAAACCAUCCAUCUAACAAUUGCUAGAUGUUAAGAAGCACUGCUAACUAGGGGAAAGGAGCUGGUUAGUAUUAGCUUAGCUAGCAUGAUUACAGCUCAGCCCACCACAGAGCAUGUUCGAUUUUGGCUAACUAAAGCACUGGCAGAACAUAGCAUUUUGGCUAUGCUGACAAGCUUAGUUAGCAGGCUAAACGUGCCACACAACACAACACAGCACAGGGUUCCAGUUAACUGAUGCUAACAUGACACCCUUUUAAAGGAUAUCUGAGAUUCGAGUGACAGGUGUUAGAGUGAAAGUCAAAAUCAAACGUGUUCUGUGGCAUGUGUGUAUCUCAUAGCCAUUGCUGAUCCACUCAGUUGCAGAUGCUCAGUUUUUCUGAGAUUUUAGAGUUCAGACGUAGAAUAGAAAUUUGAUACAUUCGUCAUUUCAGUUGAGAAUUUUUUGCCUGAAUUUCACAGCGUCUGGCAAAGAUUCAUUUUGCCAGACAUACAUCAGUGUUAAUGUUAAGCAAAACACAACGGCAACCAGAGAGCUCCAAGUCUUUUUUCUGUGUUUUAUCACAAUGAUAAUGUAUUUGUAGACCAUCAGUUCAGUACAAACAUAUCAUUUAUAAAAUAAGGUUAGAAAACAUUUGAGCAUAGCUAUUAACUGUUUGGCAGAGGGAAUACAAGCAAACGUGCUGUGGCUUUUAUUUACCUAGCCCAGCUGUUUGCUGCAUUUAAAAACUUGCAUAUUAAACCUGCAAUAUUUCCUUCAGCGUAUUCCUACACUUAUUACAGAUGACAUGCCUUUUUGAUAGGGGUUCUGUAAAUGUAGUGUUGGCGGUAAAUGACAAAGAGACGAAGUAGAACAAACAGGAAAUUUAUUUGCACUGGUCCAGUGCAUGGCAAAUUGCUCCGGGAACUUUGAAAACAGGUGAACUGAAAAGGCAGAUAAAUGAAUCGUAAGAGAAAAGGAUUCAUUUCUUGGAAGAAUCAUUGUGCUCCAUGCAUACCUACCUUUCAAGACAUACUGAAAAAAUUAAGGCAAAAUACACAUUAUUUUGACAAAAAAAAAAA